AUGGCACCGGGAGCGGCAGCGGCGCGGUGCUACGCGGAGGAGGAGGGGGACACCAGGAGCGACGGCACCAGGAGCUACGGGGAGGCGCGCUAUGUGGAGGAGGGCGGCGCGUCCUACGGCUGGUACCAGCGCUACGCCGCGCUACGCCCCUUCGUUUGCCGAUUGGUGCCUCCGGCCUCCCGCCUCCUCAUGAUCGGCUGCGGCUCCGUGCUUAUGUCAGAGGAUAUGGUUGCUGAUGGCUACAUGGAGAUAAUAAACAUUGACAUUUCUUUGGUUUUAAUUGAGAUGAUGAGAAAGAAGUACUUCGAUCUUCCACAGCUACAAUACAUGCAAAUGGAUGUUAGGGAUAUGAGUAAAUUCUCUGAGGAAUCAUUUGAUUGUGCAAUCGUUAAAGGUACUUUGGACUCUUUGAUGUGUGGUGUGGAGGCUCCUCUCAGCGCAGCGCAGAUGGUUCUAGAAGUGGAUAGGCUACUCAAACCAGGGGGAGUCUUUAUGUUGUUGACGUUUGGCUGCAAGCCUGCAAGAUAA
Hordeum vulgare subsp. vulgare (domesticated barley) is the source of this 528-nucleotide messenger RNA. RefSeq names its product EEF1A lysine methyltransferase 4-like. The coding region runs from base 1 to 528 and encodes 175 amino acids. The transcript is spliced from 7 exons. Gene Ontology annotation, molecular function: S-adenosylmethionine-dependent methyltransferase activity. Lineage: Eukaryota; Viridiplantae; Streptophyta; Magnoliopsida; Poales; Poaceae. The record is from RefSeq and is a predicted model, not a curated record.